Messenger RNA from Laetiporus sulphureus 93-53, 972 nucleotides. Its product is annotated as Aldo/keto reductase. Gene Ontology annotation, molecular function: aldose reductase (NADPH) activity. Bases 1 to 972 code for a protein of 323 amino acids. The transcript has 6 exons. The record is from RefSeq and is a predicted model, not a curated record. Lineage: Eukaryota; Fungi; Basidiomycota; Agaricomycetes; Polyporales; Laetiporaceae. Gene Ontology annotation, cellular component: cytosol.
AUGUCUUUCGGAAACGCCAUCGCGCUCUCCUCAGGGCAGAAGAUUCCUCAGAUCGGGUUGGGAACGUGGCUCUCGCAGCCGAACGAAGUCGAGAAUGCCGUUGAGAUCGCCGUGCGCGGGGGCUAUCGCCACCUCGACCUCGCGAUGAUCUACGAGAACCAAGACGAAGUCGGACGCGCGCUCAAGAAGGUCAUCCCAUCGGUAUGCGCGCGCUCCGACCUCUUCAUCACCUCCAAGCUGUGGAACACCUCGCACAAGCGCGAGCUCGUCGAGAAGGAGCUCGACGAGACGCUCGCGCAGCUCGGGCUCGACUAUCUCGACCUCUACCUGGUUCAUUGGCCGGUGGCGUUCAAGCCGGGCAAGGGGCUCUUUCCGCAGAAGGCGGAUGGCUGGGUCGACCUCGAUCUGGAGACGCCGCUGACGGAGACGUGGGCGGCGAUGGUGGGGCUGCUCAAGACGGGGAAGGUCAAGGCCGUUGGUGUGUCGAACUUUAGCAUCGAGCACAUCGAGGGCAUCGUUGAGGCUACGGGCGUGUGGCCGACCGUGAACCAGGUCGAGGCGCACCCGCUCCUCCAGCAGGACGAGCUCGUCGAGUUUUGCAGGAAGCACAAUAUCCACAUCACCGCGUACAGCCCGCUCGGGAACAACAUGUUUGGCAAGCCGAGGCUGACGGAGUACCCCGAGGUGCGGGAGAUCGCUAAAAAGCUGAACGCGACGCCGGCGCAGGUGCUCAUCGCGUGGGGCACCCACCGCGGGUACUCGGUCAUCCCCAAGUCUGUGCACAAAGACCGCAUCAUUUCGAACUUUCAGCAGAUCACGCUGCCGCAGAGUGACUAUGAGGCGUUGACUGCGUUGGGCAAGAAGAACCCGACGCGGUACAAUAUGCCGUUCUGUUACUCACCGCAUUGGGAUAUCAGCGUGUUCAAUGACCCCGCCGAGCAGGGCGCGGCGCACAGGCCCAAGGUGAAGUGA